AUGUCUGAUGUAGCCAUCUUAAUACCAAUAUCCUUUCUAUUGGCGAUUAAUCCCUGUAAAAGGUAUGAUUGAAUAUCAAAUUUUCUUUAGUAUAUUAUAAGGGAUUGGUGAUAUAUUGUUGACCAAUGAAGGUUUUUUAAGAUCCAUCUUUUUGUUAUUGACUUCCUUUUUAACAAAAAUUCAGUUAUUCAGUGAAAUUUUCAAUUAGGUAAUUUUCCAAUUCGAAUUUANAUAAUCAAUUUUUAAUUAUUGCAGAAAUUAACAAUAAGUACAAUUUUAAAUUCAAUAAUUACCAAUCAGAGAAGAAUUAAAAAAUUUACUUUCAUUAAUGAUUGAUCCAAUACCUCACAAAAGACCUAAUAUCGAUUAUGUCCAAAAACAAUUCUAACUCAAAUUCUAAUCUAAAAUACAAUACUUCUAGAGAAGUAGUCCCUGUAAAUGA
Molecule: messenger RNA, 442 nt
Organism: Paramecium octaurelia
Lineage: Eukaryota; Ciliophora; Oligohymenophorea; Peniculida; Parameciidae
Source: the annotation of a GenBank genome assembly